Molecule: messenger RNA, 480 nt
Organism: Racocetra persica
Lineage: Eukaryota; Fungi; Glomeromycota; Glomeromycetes; Diversisporales; Gigasporaceae
Source: the annotation of a GenBank genome assembly
GAGCGUGCUGGUAUGUCACCAUCAGAUGUGACAAAGUUUAUUCAAAACAUACGACGAGCUUUUCGAGAACUUGAAACUCUUCCAAUCCCAUCAAUUGCCGUAAUCGAUGGCGCGGCCGUAGGCGGGGGUUUUGAACUAGCUCUUUGCUGCGAUUUGAGAGUCGCUGGUGAAAAUGCUAAAUUAGCACUUCCGGAAACGAGACUAGCCAUCAUUCCUGGGGCCGGAGGAACACAACGAUUAGCACGAGUGAUUGGAAUUGCAAAAGCAAAAGAAUUGAUUUAUACUGGUCGUAUUUUGGGCCCCCAAGAGGCGUUGAAUCUUGGUCCUAUUGCUCUUCGAAUGGCAAAAUUGGCUAUUGACCGGGGUAAUCAGUUGGAUUUAGAUUCAGCUUUAGAAUUUGAAAAUGCAUGCUAUGAACAAGUUAUUCCAACUGAAGAUAGGAUAGAAGGGUUGAAGGCUUUUAAAGAUAAAAGGCCUCCA